Mercurialis annua (annual mercury) is the source of this 1472-nucleotide messenger RNA. RefSeq lists its product as uncharacterized. The transcript has 2 exons. Lineage: Eukaryota; Viridiplantae; Streptophyta; Magnoliopsida; Malpighiales; Euphorbiaceae. Bases 181 to 1407 code for a protein of 408 amino acids. The record is from RefSeq and is a predicted model, not a curated record.
AUGCAAUUAAAUUAAUCUUGUCCGUAUCAAUAUAGUAGCACAAUAAAAAAAAAUCUCCUUACAAAAACAAAGCUUCACUUCAACUCCAGUAGCCCAUCAGUUCAUAGCAUAUAAGCAAACCAGAAAAAAAAACAAAAAUUUCAGCUCAACCUCUACUUCUAGACUAAUCUGCAUAUCCAAAUGGCUAACAAACCUAAACAACUGAAAAAACCCAUCAAAGAAACUAACCACAACAAAUCAGACAAACCACCGUCAUGGUUAGCCGUAAGAGGGCUUUUCCCCUGUAAGAAUCUUGAAACACAGCAGCUAAAGCAACAGAAUCAAGAACAAGGGUCGGAGGAAAUUAUUGGCAGCAAGAAAUGCAAGAAAAUAAAAUGUUCAGGUUCACUCUGCAGCAACACAAAGGUGAUGCACAGGCCAGAAGCAGCUUCACCUGAAAUCAACCGGAAAAGGGUCUCCGGUAACAACAAUGAGUCCUCAAGCAGAUCCAUGAAGGCUCCUUUAAAAGAAAUCAGUAAUGGGAAUAAUGUAUCGUCUACUAAUUCUUCAUUGUCGAAUUCAUCUUUUCUGAGCAGUAAUACUAGAGGAAUGCCGUUUAGGAGAUUAUCAGGGUGCUAUGAGUGUAGAAUGGUGGUUGAUCCUGUUCUUGGAUUUACUAGAGACCCUUCUUUGAGAACUAGCAUUUGUUCUUGUCCUCAAUGUGGUGAGAUCUUUGUCAAACCUGAGAAUUUAGAGGUUCAUCAGGCUGUUAGACAUGCAGUAUCUGAACUGGGCCCAGAGGAUUCAAGCAAGAACAUAGUGGAAAUAAUUUUCCAAUCAAGCUGGCUAAAGAAACAAGCACCAAUUUGCCAAAUAGACCGAAUCCUAAAAGUCCACAACACACAAAGAACCAUCUCCAAAUUUGAAGAAUACAGAGACUCCAUCAAAGCUAAAGCAACCAAAAAUCUCCCCAAAAAAUACCCUCGUUGCAUAGCCGACGGCAAUGAGCUUCUCAGAUUCUACUCCACAAGCUUCACCUGUUCACUAGGCCUAAAUGGUUCAUCCAAUCUCUGCAAUUCAAUUCCGCACUGUAAUGUAUGCAGAAUUAUCAAAAAUGGGUUUAAAGAAUCAUCUACAAAAAUUGUGAAUGAAAAUGGAAUUUUGACCACAGCAACGAGUGGAAAAGCUCAUGACAAGGCUGAAAUAGUAGAGGAGGGCAAAAAUGGAAAUAUUAAUGAUAAAAGGGCAAUGUUGGUAUGCAGAGUGAUAGCAGGCAGAGUGAAGAAGGGCAUGGAAGGUAAUUUGGAUGAGUUUGAGUAUGACUCAGUGGCUGGUGCUGUAGGAUUGUACUCUAAUUUGGAUGAGCUGUAUGUUUUUAAUCCUAAGGCUAUUUUGCCUUGCUUUGUUGUGAUCUAUAGUGGGUUUUAAACUAAGUUUUUUAAAUUUUGAUUAAUUGUACUUUUGGUACUAUCAGUUCAAUAAUUUUUGUUUGA